AUGGACUUCGCUUUGGAGCGCUUCGCUGAAGCUGUAGACCCGGCUUUCCAUUGCCAGCUGUGCGGCCAGGUGCUGGAGGAGCCCGCGUGCACGCCUUGCGGCCACGUCUUCUGCGCCAGCUGCCUGCUGCCCUGGGCGGCGCGGAGGCGCCGGUGCCCACUGCAGUGCCAGCCACUGGCGCCGGGAGAGCUGUAUCGGGUGCUGCCGUUGCGCAGCCUGGUCCAGCAGCUGCGAGUGCGUUGUGACUACCGUGCACGGGGCUGUGGCCACACCGUGCGGCUGCGAGAGCUGGCGGCGCACGUCCAGAGCUGCGACUUUGGCCUUGCCAGUGGCUGUGGCCGCCACUGCUCAGGAAGCUGCUGCGGAGGCGGCAGGAAGGAAAGGAACCAGGCUACCACAACCCAGCCAAGUGGGGACACGCGUGAGGGGCCACCGAGGUCCGGGGGUCGGCCUCGGGUAGCCCCCUACAGGUGGUUGGGGAAGACGCUGCGAACGCAGCUCAGCUUUCUGCAGCGCAGGUGCCAGAAGAAGUUGGCCAGGUACAUGGCGCACACUCGCAACUUCGUUGGGGACCCAGGAGGCCGCGGCCGGGGUGGAGAACAGAAGUCAUUCACUGUUGUGUUAGAAAGAGAAGAUGAUACCUUGGGAUUCAACAUAAUAGGAGGCAGGCCAAAUCAGAAUUACCAGAAGCAAUCAGCAACUGAAGGAAUUUAUGUUUCAAAAAUUGUAGAAAAUGGACCUGCAGACAGAGUAGAUGGUCUGGAGAUCCAUGACAAAAUCAUUGAGGUAAGGCAGAGAAGAAAAUGUGCAUGCUCUGUGAUUAAAACUUUGUAA
Molecule: messenger RNA, 834 nt
Organism: Phodopus roborovskii (desert hamster)
Lineage: Eukaryota; Metazoa; Chordata; Mammalia; Rodentia; Cricetidae
Product: PDZ domain-containing RING finger protein 4-like
Exons: 3
Coding region: 1-834 (277 amino acids)
Biological process (GO): protein polyubiquitination; ubiquitin-dependent protein catabolic process
Molecular function (GO): protein binding; ubiquitin protein ligase activity
Source: RefSeq, a predicted model, not a curated record